AUGCAGGCCGACCUGGCCCGCGUCUCGCUCCUCAACUUCUGGGCGCCGUGGGCCGAGCCGUGCGGCCAGAUGAACGCCGUCGUCGAGGAGCUCGCGGCCAAGUACCCGCAGCUGCUCGUGCUCAUGAUCGAGGCAGAAUCGCUGCCAGACGUGUCCGAGUCCUUCGACAUCGACUCUGUGCCGUCCUUCGUCCUGCUGCGCGGCCACACGCUGCUCUCGCGCAUCUCAGGCGCCAACGCUGCGGCGCUUUCGGCGGCCGUCGCCUCGCACGCGGCACCAGCAGCGACCGGCGCCAACGCACCGCUCUCCUCGACCAAUGCACCGGCACCGGCGCCGGGCGCGUACGACGAGCACCACGUGCCGGCGCAGGAGACGCAGGAGGAGCUCGAGGAGCGCUGCCGCAAGCUCAUGGAGCGCCAGGACGUGAUGCUCUUCAUGAAGGGCAACCCCGACAACCCGAAGUGUGGCUUCUCGCAAAAGACGGUGGCGCUGCUGCGGCAGGAGGGCGUGCGCUUCGGCAGCUUCGACAUUCUGCAGGACGAGGCCGUGCGGCAAGGGCUCAAGAAGCUCAACGACUGGCCGACGUUCCCGCAGAUUGUGGUCAAGGGCGAGCUGAUUGGUGGGCUGGAUAUCUUGAAGGAGCAAAUCGAGACGGGCGAGUUCCGCGAGCUGCUCGAGGGCUAGAUGGCGCAUGUGUCAAUGCAGCGCUUUGUAUAUUUCAUGCGUCUGCGACCAGCCAGGCGUACACGACGUCGACGAUGGCGUCCAGCUCUGCACGAAUGCGCUGCUGAGCGGCCUCAAACGACUCGCCUGCGCGCACCUCGCCCAGUGCCUCGCAGUAG
Molecule: messenger RNA, 842 nt
Organism: Tilletiopsis washingtonensis
Lineage: Eukaryota; Fungi; Basidiomycota; Exobasidiomycetes; Entylomatales
Product: glutaredoxin
Exons: 3
Coding region: 1-684 (227 amino acids)
Molecular function (GO): 2 iron, 2 sulfur cluster binding
Source: RefSeq, a predicted model, not a curated record